UAAGAGCCUCUCUCUUAAUUUCUCCACAGCUUCCAAGUGUAAAAUGAAUAUGCAGACCAUGGGAGAUUUUCCUGAUGUUGAAUGGGACUUCAGCAGAAUGUUCUCCAUGGAAGAGCCUGAUUUCAGCCCAGAAUUACUUGAUCAGUGUUCUUUUUCGCAGGAGAAUGACGAAGGAUUGCAAUUUACAAUCCCACCAGCUUUCUUCCCCACUCCUGAAGCCAACGUGAGCAUGGCUGGGAAUGAGAGUUUGUUUUAUUCUUGGAACGCUCUCAACCCCAAUUUGCAUUUUGAUUCUCAAGAAAGUGGUAAUAACAGUAAUUGUAGCAGUGGUGUAUUUCUUCCUUCUUCCAGCCUUGAAUCCUACUUCUUCAAUGAUUCUAACCGCAUUCAGGCUACUAACGAUAACUCCAUGUCCAUGGAUAUUUCACUCAUGGAUGAGAAAACUAUUGGCUUGUUGACGCCAUUUUUUCCUGAAAUUACAAUGGCAGAAACUGCCUGGAUGAAUGGAGAUAUGAGCAGUGACAAAAUAGGAGAUUUAGACGAUAAUCUGCAGCCAGCUGCUAAUACUGUUCUGGCCAAGGGACUGCAGCUCAAAAGGAAGCUUGAUGUUCCAGAAUCAAAUACAUUGGACGACAUGAAGAAGAAACCUCGGAUUACAAGAAAUGUGCAAAAGAGAAAGAAUAGUGUACAGUCAAAGAAAAACCAAAGGUCCACUCCAAAAAUUAGCAAUGAAGAAGAAGAGAGUAAUCCUGGACCAGAUGGACAAAGCUCCAGCAGUUGCAGUUCAGAAGAUGAUAAUGCAUCUAAGGAUUCUGAUUCCAAAGUUUCUGAAGUUCUCAGUUCCAGUGGCAAAACAAGAGCUAGUAGGGGAGCUGCUACAGAUCCCCAGAGCCUUUAUGCAAGGAAAAGGAGGGAGAGGAUAAACGAGAGACUGAAAAUCCUACAGAAUAUUGUCCCUAAUGGAACCAAGGUUGAUAUCAGCACAAUGCUAGAAGAGGCAGUCCAUUACGUAAAGUUUUUGCAGCUUCAAAUCAAGCUUUUGAGCUCGGAUGAUCUAUGGAUGUACGCACCUCUGGCUUACAGUGGAAUAGAUAUUGGCCUCGACCAGAAGCUCUCUAUGCUUCUAUGAGCAUGAAAGAAGCUACUGAAUUUUUUUAAUUUUAAUUCAUCAAUUUAUAUAGAA
Molecule: messenger RNA, 1183 nt
Organism: Populus euphratica (Euphrates poplar)
Lineage: Eukaryota; Viridiplantae; Streptophyta; Magnoliopsida; Malpighiales; Salicaceae
Product: transcription factor bHLH85-like
Exons: 4
Coding region: 44-1129 (361 amino acids)
Biological process (GO): regulation of transcription by RNA polymerase II
Cellular component (GO): nucleus
Molecular function (GO): DNA-binding transcription factor activity, RNA polymerase II-specific; protein dimerization activity; RNA polymerase II cis-regulatory region sequence-specific DNA binding
Source: RefSeq, a predicted model, not a curated record